GUCCAGAUCGGUAUAAUAUUACAAAUAUUAUCAUCAUACCAGAUCGGUAUAAUAUUACAAAUAUUAUCAUCAUACCAGAUCGGUAUAAUAUUACAAAUAUUAUCAUCAUACCAGAUCGGUAUAAUAUUACAAAUAUUAUCAUCAUAACAGAUCGGUAUAAUAUUACAAAUAUUAUCAUCAUACCAGAUCGGUAUAAUAUUACAAAUAUUAUCAUCAUACCAGAUCGGUAUAAUAUUACAAAUAUUAUCAUCAUACCAGAUCGGUAUAAUAUUACAAAUAUUAUCAUCAUACCAGAUCGGUAUAAUAUUACAAAUAUUAUCAUCAUACCAGAUCGGUAUAAUAUUACAAAUAUUAUCAUCAUACCAGAUCGGUAUAAUAUUACAAAUAUUAUCAUCAUACCAGAUCGGUAUAAUAUUAUAAAUAUUAUCAUCAUACCAGAUCGGUAUAAUAUUACAAAUAUUAUCAUCAUACCAGAUCGGUAUAAUAUUACAAAUAUUAUCAUCAUACCAGAUCGGUAUAAUAUUACAAAUAUUAUCAUCAUACCAGAUCGGUAUAAUAUUACAAAUAUUAUCAUCAUACCAGAUCGGUAUAAUAUUACAAAUAUUAUCAUCAUACCAGAUCGGUAUAAUAUUACAAAUAUUAUCAUCAUACCAGAUCGGUAUAAUAUUACAAAUAUUAUCAUCAUACCAGAUCGGUAUAAUAUUACAAAUAUUAUCAUCAUACCAGAUCGGUAUAAUAUUACAAAUAUUAUCAUCAUACCAGAUCGGUAUAAUAUUACAAAUAUUAUCAUCAUACCAGAUCGGUAUAAUAUUACAAAUAUUAUCAUCAUACCAGAUCGGUAUAAUAUUACAAAUAUUAUCAUCAUACCAGAUCGGUAUAAUAUUACAAAUAUUAUCAUCAUACCAGAUCGGUAUAAUAUUACAAAUAUUAUCAUCAUACCAGAUCGGUAUAAUAUUACAAAUAUUAUCAUCAUACCAGAUCGGUAUAAUAUUACAAAUAUUAUCAUCAUACCAGAUCGGUAUAAUAUUACAAAUAUUAUCAUCAUACCAGAUCGGUAUAAUAUUACAAAUAUUAUCAUCAUACCAGAUCGGUAUAAUAUUACAAAUAUUAUCAUCAUACCAGAUCGGUAUAAUAUUACAAAUAUUAUCAUCAUACCAGAUCGGUAUAAUAUUAUAAAUAUUAUCAUCAUACCAGAUCGGUAUAAUAUUAUAAAUAUUAUCAUCAUACCAGAUCGGUAUAAUAUUACAAAUAUUAUCAUCAUACCAGAUCGGUAUAAUAUUACAAAUAUUAUCAUCAUACCAGAUCGGUAUAAUAUUACAAAUAUUAUCAUCAUACCAGAUCG
Molecule: messenger RNA, 1342 nt
Organism: Pelobates cultripes (western spadefoot toad)
Lineage: Eukaryota; Metazoa; Chordata; Amphibia; Anura; Pelobatidae
Source: the annotation of a GenBank genome assembly